This is a messenger RNA of Lates calcarifer (barramundi perch), 2604 nucleotides long. RefSeq lists its product as uncharacterized. The record is from RefSeq and is a predicted model, not a curated record. NCBI's taxonomy places the organism in Eukaryota, Metazoa, Chordata, Actinopteri, Centropomidae. The transcript has 19 exons. Bases 61 to 1896 code for a protein of 611 amino acids.
GUCAGACACACAACUAUCCUCUUUAGAGGAUUCUCUUCAGUCUCAGUAUUCAGCUUCAUCAUGGCUGGACGCCUGUUGUUUGUCGUCCUAAUGUGUUCCUUUCAUGAGAUUCAAGUUCAAGCUCUUCUUCCACCUAAACUGACAGUGACUCCACCGGUGAUCACAGAGACAGACUCAGUCACAUUGAACUGUCAGACUCCAUCAUCUGUUCCUGUGUCUCAGUGUUAUUUCUACACUGUGAGUGGAGGAACCAACGUCUUCUCUUGUCUGAAGACACUGACAGGGACUGAGCUGCUGUUGAUGGCUCAUCAGAGUUCACCUGCUGUGGUUGAACUGAAAUGUUUUUACGGUGUAAAGUCUGGAGGUUUAGAUUCUCCAUCUCCACACAGUGACACAUCCUCCAUCACUGUAAACACUCUUCCUCCAGCUAAACUGACAGUGAAUCCACCGGUGAUCACAGAGACAGACUCAGUCACAUUGAACUGUCAGACUCCAUCAUCUGUUUCUGUGUCUCAGUGUUAUUUCUACACUGUGAGGGAAGAAACCAAAGUCUUCCCCUGUGUGAAGACACUGACAGGGACUGAGCUGCUGUUGAUGGCUCAUCAGAGUUCACCUGCUGAGGUUGAACUGAAAUGUUUUUACAGUGUAAAGUCUGGAGCUUUAGAUUCUCCAUCUCCACACAGUGACACAUCCUCCAUCACUGUAAACAGUGUUAUUAACAGAGAGAACAAAAUGAAGAGAGACGAUGAUUCAACAACUUCCUUUCCCAGUCAAAAACCACAGAUGAGUGUUCAACAUGAUGGUGACUACGUUGACUUCACUUGUUCACUGCCUGGAUCUGCUGAUAGUGAGACAAGAUGUAAUCUUUACUUUGGAGAAACCAGUCGUCCAGUCCAAACUACAACCAUCAGGAAGACAAAGAGCUCAACUAAUCAGUGGUUCUGUCAGUUCUAUGUCACAAUAGAUGAUUUCCUGAGACAUCUAUGUUUCGUUCAACAAAAGGAAGCCAGUUGUGAUUACAGUUUGGGAAGUGAACACAACUCUUUGUCUCCUCGUAGUGAUGGAUACAACUUGACUGAUAUUGUGGAAAAAGAAUCACCACCCAUUGCCUGCACAACAUCAUCAUCCACUGUGACCACAGGUGUGACUGUAAACAGACCUCACUCUUCCACUCCUGUAACUCCUGUGAAACCACCAUCAGGUCCAAAUCCAUCAUCUGUUAUUGUAAACACUGUGGAACCAGAGUCUCCUACAACGCAGACUAUGUCGACAUUUACCACAACCACAUUUUAUUCAGCUGCUGGUAUAACACAUGACACUGGUGGAACUGCCCCUACUUUCCUAACAUCAGUGGAUCCAGUAACAGGUAGUUUGACCUCUGCUGACACAACUUGUAUGAAUCCAACAUCUGGUGAUGAAACAACAGGUCUGACUGUUGGUGCACCAAGGAAAGAUGAGGAACAUUUUAUUUCUAUUUCCCAAACACCAGAGAAACCAGCAUCAGAAAUGGGGAUAUGGAUGUUUGUGAUAGUUGGUGUUGGUGUGGCUGUGGGUGUCAUCUCACUGGGACUGGCACUUCUCUGCAUCAGAAGAAGAAGUGCGAGGCGCUCUGACAAGAGGGCACAAGCCAGCGACACUGGUGACUCAAUGUGCAAGAGAAAUCUUGACUGUGGAGGACCGGUACCUGCAGGUGAUGAUGAAACCUACAGUGUGAUCACCUCAGUACCUGGUGCAACUGUUUAUACAGAUGGCUUACUUGCAGAUUCUGAGAAGCUGAACAGACGAGAACCUCAAAAUGAUUAUUCUGACAUUUACCAUCUGUACUGCACCAUCUCCGAGGAGCCCACUGCAUUAGCCCUGAGGGAUAUGGUGUAUAGCUCUGUGCAGCCACACUGAAGUCUGAGGAACAGACUGACCAAAGAAAUGUUUUAAAACCAUGUGUUGUGUUAAACCUUGUAUCUUUUAUCUUGUGUACUGUAUUUAUGAUGUAAUAGGGAUGGAUUUAAAAAAUGUUGUUGUUUCUUGCAAAAUGUUUGAUACAGGAAAUCGAGGGUGAAAGUUCAUUUCAAGAUUUUUUAUUGUAAACUAUUUGUAAUCAAGUAUGUUUUAUCUUCUGGAAAUAUGCACCAUAAAUAACACAUGUACAUCAGAAAUACGUGCUACAUGAGGUUAUAUUAUAACCUAUGUUCACUGAGAGAGGACAAUCAGGUAAUACACAUCAAUACUGUACAAUACAAUACAUAUUUCAUGCUUUGUAUUACUCUUACUUUCUAUCAUCAGUAGCCACUUAUAAACACGAUUUUGACUUGAUUUCAUUUUAUUUUAACCUUGAAUGAAUUUCAAUGAUGUACUUCAGUCAUUUGCCAUUAGGCAUGCAGUAAUUGUUAGGAAGAGACACUUUGUGCGGCAAUAAUAUGCAAUAUUUUUCCUUCAAAAGGCAGCAAAGGGGCUCUGUAGUAUUCUUAUUUAUGGGCGUAGUUUAUGUUGUUAGAACUUGACUACUCUGCUUCAUUUUCUGCAUCAAAUGUCUGCUUCCAUAUGUACUCCUAUUUAACUUUGUGUAUAAUAAAAUAAUAAAAUAAUAAAAUGUAUCUGAACCCACAU